AUGGAGGAAAUAGGAGGCUCACACUCCUCGGUCAACCAGACCGAAAAGGGGCUUCACACCCCUCUAGAGGAGACGAAUGGCGCUACCCACCUGUCGAAUACUGAUCAUGGCAAACUCCCGCCUAUGGAUGGCGGCAUGAACGCAUGGCUUUUCCUUGCUGCGUGCUUCGUUAUGGAAGCCCUGGUGUGGGGAUUUGCCUUCACAUAUGGUGUGUUCCAAGAAUAUUACAAUUCGAUUCCUGAAUUCAAAAACAAUGGCAACAUCGCUGUCGUCGGAACAUGUGCUAUGGGAAUUAUGUACCUUGACCUUCCUAUCGUCUUCGCUGCUUACAGACAAUGGCCAAAAUACCAACGCCUCGGCUGCGGUGCUGGCGUUCUUUUGAUGUGUCUCGCCCUGGGACUUAGCUCUCUCGCCACAAAUGUCACCCAUUUGAUUAUAACCCAAGGAAUCUUUUACGCCAUCGGCGGAAGCAUCGCCUACUCUCCCUGCAUCCUCCUGAUGGAAGACUGGUUCGACAAACGCAAAGGUCUAGCAUUCGGCGUGAUGUGGGCCGGCACCGGACUAGGCGGUGUUGUCCUCCCCAUCGUCAUGCAACAGUUACUCGACCGAUUUGGAUUCAGAACUACACUGCGGGCUUUCGCCAUUGCGCUUUUCCUUCUCACUGCGCCGCUUGUUUACUUUGUUAAACCUCGUGUGCCAAUUCCUAAGAACCGGCCUAGUCCACCGCCGCCGAAUCUGCGGUUUAUUAUGACCUCUACCUUCGCACUCUUUGAGCUUUGCAAUACUAUUGAGGCCUUGGGAUUCUUCUUGCCGUCACUUUAUUUGCCGACUUAUGCCGGAAUGAUUGGAGCUUCGAGCAGUCUCCAAGCUUUGACUGUAAUUCUUUUCAACUUGGCUUCUGUCGUUGGGUGUGUGCUUAUGGGCGCUAUUAUCGAUAAGCUCGAUGUUACGGUUUGUAUCCUUGUCUCAACCAUUGGGUCUACUCUGGGCGUUUUUAUCAUUUGGGGAUUCUCCAUGUCGCUUGCUCCACUAUUCAUCUUUUCGAUUGUUUACGGCCUGUUCGCAGGCUCGUACACCAGUACCUGGCCAGGUAUCAUGCGUGAUGUUGUCCGUAAAAAGGCCUCGGCUGAGUCAAGCAUGGUGUUUGCUUGUCUUGCGGCUGGAAGAGGAAUCGGAAAUUUGGUUUCCGGUCCACUCAGUGAAGCUCUUGUCAAAGGAUUGCCAUGGGAGGGAAAAUUGGCUUAUGGAUAUGGCAGUGGGUACGGGACGUUGAUCGUUUUCACGGGCGUGACUGGUGUUGUUGGUGGUGGCAGCUAUCUCGCCAGGCGUUUGAAGUGGCUGUAG
Penicillium pulvis is the source of this 1344-nucleotide messenger RNA. RefSeq lists its product as uncharacterized. The coding region runs from base 1 to 1344 and encodes 447 amino acids. Gene Ontology annotation, molecular function: transmembrane transporter activity. Gene Ontology annotation, biological process: transmembrane transport. Gene Ontology annotation, cellular component: fungal-type vacuole membrane. The transcript is spliced from 2 exons. Lineage: Eukaryota; Fungi; Ascomycota; Eurotiomycetes; Eurotiales; Aspergillaceae. The record is from RefSeq and is a predicted model, not a curated record.